GCUACACCUGAAGUUAGCUGCAUUUUGUGCUGAAGUUUCGCGGUGAAAUUGUGUUCAAAGGUGCCAAAUUUGGGUUGGUUUUCUGUGUUGCGUGGCCAACGUUUGGCUAUACUUUACUUUCCUAUUUUCCAACGUACCGUGCCGAUAGUGUAUGAUUAUCGAUGCAUCGAUGUGAUUUGAAGUCAAAUAUUUCAUAAUGGUGAUCGCGGCAUAAACUGCUCGGUGGUGACCUGAAUGUUUUUUUAUUUUUUUACAAAAGUGCGCGAGAAGCGAGGAUUAGCCCGCAACCAACUAAAAAAGGUCAUUUAAACCGACUCAAGGCUAAGACCCGUACGCUUUUCGCUAACCAUAAAAAGAACCAGUUCAGUGCCUUGCAGUGCCCAGUGCUCUGUAGUCGUGAUCCGUGCACAAGAAGACGAGUUUCUCAAAGUUCCGGGGCGCAGAUCAACCCAAAAAGAAACAGUGCAGAAAACGGCCGAAAAAGAAAAGCAGCGACUGUAGGAGGAGGCUUGCUUCGAAUACGGUCGACGACGCUGAAAUUCUUCUCUCCAGUUAUGGAAUGAGGACGAAAGUCCAGGAGAAGAAAGGAAAAAUGUCAUCGGAUGAACAGCAGCAGCAGCACCAGCAGCAGAACCAAAUUCCCAACAUUGCCGGAACGAUCCUAAUCGGUGGUAUCGGUGGCCUAGAUGGUGGCCCGCAGAAGCAGGCACAAUCACAGCACAAUCAGCACCAUCAGCACCUGCAGCAGCAGCAUCAUCUGCACAGCUACGCCCAUAUCCUACCUCAUCUGCAUCAGUUCAGCACGAUGACCAGCUCAAACCCGGCCAGCCUAACCGGUGGCACCGGCGCUUCGAAACUGCCCUCGAAAAGCUCACCACUCGGACCGUCCCCCUUCCGGCAGCUGCUCCCAGUGACGCUUUGCAUCAUAUCGUUUGCGACCGUGCUCAGCAUACUGAUUAUCUACAUGGACACCACGGAAAUACGCCACCAACAGUUCCGGCUGAAUAUGUCGCGUGACUACGAUCUGAUGGGGGUACCGCAGGACAAUCCGGCACUCGUCAAGUACGUACGGGAUAUACACAUGAAAAAGUACCCGAUGACGUUCAUGCGCAACGCGAACGCGCCGGUGGAGCAUUUGAACUUUACCAACCGGCACGAGCUGACACCGGAGAUGGCACACCUGAUAUCGGACCUGCUUGGCCGGAAGCGUUUCGGGACGUUCUUCCAGUCGUUGACCGGUAACAGUGAUGCGAUGAUGACGGCCCCGUGGCUAGCGGAGACGAUGAACUGGGGCGGCUACCUGGUGGAACCGGAUCCGCGCAAAUAUUUUUCGCUGCGCAAACAGAACGCCUUCCGCUCGAACGUGCAAGUCAUUCAUGCGUGCCUUUCACCGAACACGUACCCGAAGGAGGUGACGCUGCACCACGACGACGACAGUGAGGUGCAGAUAAACAGCGUGCUGGACGAAGAGACGGAAUGGUUUCACCCGCGUGUCAAGUGCUUCCCGGUGUACACGCUAAUGCUCGCCGUCAAUCGAACAUCGAUCGAUUUGCUCAGCCUUGGCUGUCACGGACAGGAAUUGCAGAUUCUUCAAACCAUCCCCUUCGACCGUGUAAACAUUAAAGUGAUCUCAAUUCAUCUGGUACAUUACUACGAAGAGGACGAAAUGAUUAUCGACGUUGAUGAGUACGUGCAGAGCAUCGGACGCUUCCUGAUGAGCAAAUCGUACAAACUGGUACGUAGCAUGGAUCGCAACUUUAUCUAUCAGCAUCUGUCGGUGCUUUCGGCAGCGAAACAACGCCAACGUCAACAGCAACAGCAGCAAUCGUUUUCCGUGGCCGAUCAUAUGCUUCUGUCGCAGCAACAACCCGUCAUAUUACCCCGUGGCAAUGCUAUCAACUCCGUUGAAAAGCCCGACGCUACAAUGGCCUUCCGCAAGGGUCAGGAAGUGAGCGGUAAUAAUGGAGGUAGCAACGGAAAGGUACCCGUCUCACUAGCAUUGCCAUCCUCGACAUCAACUACUACAGCACCAUCAACUACCACCUCUACGACGCCAGUAUCGUCCACGAUCGGCUCAACCGGAGGUGUUAAUUUGGCGUUUAGCUCGGAACGAUUUGACAAACUAAUGUUGCUGCGCGGUGGAGAUUCCGAAACAUUCGAUGCCGGUAAUGCAGAGUUCAGUGUCAGUUCAGCCGAUUCGAGUGUACUCGAUGAUACCGAAUCCUCCGAUAGUGACGAUGCAACCCAACAGGAGCAGGAUCAACAACCUCAAGACAAGGAACUGGAUGUUGAUUUGGAGCAACCGGCAAUGACACAACCGCUGGCCGAUAUCGAAGAUGGUUCGGUGCUUGUCGCUGGUUCAUCAAUCACUCCGAUGGUAACAUCGUUGAAAUGAGAGAAGGACAUAUGAGAUACGAGCUCGACAAGAGCAAGCAAAAGAUAGAGAGAAAGAGAGAGAGAGAGAGAGCCAGUACGCUUGAAACGAAUUUUAUCAACUUAAAGCUACCAGUCCAGCAUUCCACAUUUUUAUUGUUUACACCUUAGCUGGCUAAAUGGCCCUGGACGAUGAUGGUGAUGAUGUGUGUGUACGUUUUUUGUGUACAUCAUACACUUCAAUCGCCCAUUAUCCAGACGGUGAUAUGAUAAAAAUUGCCUUAAUAUGUUCUAGCAUUACAAUUUUUCCUCCACUUGUAGUUUUCACCUAACCAGUACCCUGGAUGUGUACGAUAUGUGCGCAUAUUGUUCCGGCUGUUGAUGGUAGAAGGAACUUUCAUAAACAGUACCAAUACAACACUCCAAAGGCAGUGAACUAGAGGGGGAAAGUGGACGGAUGAAAACAUGCAUUUAACUUACAAUGAAAUCGUUUUCCGGUCGUCCCGGAUUGCUGUUGAAGAAUUUUUUAUCAUUUCAAGCAUUUUUUUAAAUCAUUUCCCGAAUUAAUUAUUUACCAUUUCCUGUAAAAUUAGAAUAACGGCAAAUUGAAGUGAGAUAGUAAUCUAUUUUGAUGUGUAAGAAUGGGAAAGUUUUUAUAUGGGGAAAACAUCUUUGAAUCGUGAAAGGAAAGCAAUACCGAUACAUUUCUGUCCUACUUAAUCGAGUACCGUAAAAUAUAGAGAUACCGUUUAGUGUAAGGUAGUAGGUGCAAACGCGUUAAAUACGUUAUAAAAUUUUAAACACUUUUCUACAAUGCGUCCUAGCUACAAUUUGAAUAUCUCUUUUUCGUUUGGAAAGUUUGGAGAGGCAAAAGAAGGAUGAUGAACACAUCCAAUGAAAUAACGAUUCCUUUACAACAUUUAUUACCUGUGCACUCGUUUGAAGCGUAUUUACAGAUAGUUACUAUUGGAGAAAAGAGUAGAAUUUAUCUCGCGAGACGGUAUGUUAAUCUUUCGACGCUAAAUAUUGGUGAAUAACAAAUGAAGUUGGGUAAUUCGCGGCGAUCGGUCUAUCUUUAUAUAUCUAUACAUAUAUUUAUAUACAUUACUACCGUUAAAGACUAUGCUCUCUUAAAUAGUUUUUUUCUCUCACGUUGUUAGAUGUUAGACGAAGGAGUGUAUCUCUCCCGUAACGAUAGAUUACACUAAUGUUCCGUAACUUUCUUUUCCGGGCUUUCUUACGGUAGGAAGUCAUUCAAAGCUCAAUACACGUGAUCUACCAUAUCAGAACGCUGGAUGAUUCCUAUUUUAAAACACAUUUUGCUCAGUACGAAAACAAAACUCUAAUAUCAACAACGUUCUACUAACAAAAUCGUCUCGAACAAGGCUCCCCAGUCAACGGGGUAAGACUGUGGAUAAGGAUUUUACAUAUGUGCUUUAGCUAUCUUAAUUGAACGAAUGUUCGGCGUAGUAUCUCAACCAUACUGUAACGGAAACACAACGGUGAAAUGAUCACGAGAUGAAACGAGUGUGACAAAAGAUGAGAAGUAAUGUAGUUUUAUACAUUCGUAGCCGCGGAACGAUAUCAUCUCCGUUUUAGCCCGUUAGCAUUUCCCACACUAAACCGGGAUCCCUCUAUCGGUAAGCAAUUAGCGCGUAAGAAAGUCGCAGAACAACAGAGCCGCUCCGCGGUACACCUUAUACUAUUACUGACCAUUUGAGGUUGGUGCUCGCGAUGAGCCUUGAUAGGAAGCAAACGAACAAUCUCGGGACAAUGUAAUA
Anopheles moucheti is the source of this 4154-nucleotide messenger RNA. It is a transcript of the gene S, whose product is annotated as protein Star. Lineage: Eukaryota; Metazoa; Arthropoda; Insecta; Diptera; Culicidae. The transcript is spliced from 5 exons. The record is from RefSeq and is a predicted model, not a curated record. The coding region runs from base 560 to 2395 and encodes 611 amino acids.